AUGGCGCUUAGCAAGAAGCAACACACAAGCACUGAUCAGCAGGCCGUGCUGGAUGCUCAGCUCCUGCUCUGGCACCACACCAUGGGCUAUGUCAAGUCCAUGGCACUCAAGGCCGCCCUAGACCUCAGCAUCCCCGACGCCGUCCACCAGCACGGCGGCUCAGCCACCCUCCCACAGAUAGUCACCAAGGUCACGCUCCACCCGUCAAAGAUACCAUGCCUGCGACGCCUCAUGCGUGUGCUCACUCUCACCGGCGUCUUCAGCGUCCACGCCGGCGGCGACGAUGAGCCUGUUUACGGACUCACGCCGGCGUCCCGCCUUCUGGUCGGCUCGGGGAUGAACGUGACUCCAUUCCUGACCUUGAUGCUUGGUACUGUCUUUGUGUCUUCCUUCUUCGACCUCGGCGAGUGGUUCCGGCACGAGUUGCCGGACCCGUCCCCCUUCAAGUUUGCGCAUGGACGGCAUAUAUGGGAUCUGGCCGACCACGACGCCAGCUUCGGCAAGCUCUUCGACGACGGGAUGGUCGCGGACAGCAGUUUCAUCAUGGACGUGGUGUGGAUUCUGCAUGACUGGAGUGAUGCCGAAUGUGUCAAGAUAUUGAAGAACUGCAAGAAGGCCAUAGCAUCUCAAGGAGGAGGGAAGGUGAUAAUAUUGGAUAUGGUGGUUGGAGCAGGGUCAUCCGACGAGAAGCAUGUGGAGACGCAGAUCUUGUUUGAUCUCUUUAUGAUGUUUAUCAAUGGUGCCGAGCGAGAUGAGCUAGAGUGGAAGAAGAUUAUUUUUGAAGCUGGAUUUAGCUCUUACAAGAUCAUACCUGUUCUAGGUGUUCGAUCGAUUAUUGAGUGGAUUCUGCAUGACUGGAGUGACGCCGAAUGUGUCAAGAUAUUGAAGAACUGCAAGAAGGCCAUAGCAUCUCAAGGAGGAGGGAAGGUGAUAAUAUUGGAUAUGGUGGUUGGAGCAGGGUCUUCCGACGAGAAGCAUGUGGAGACGCAAAUCUUGUUUGAUCUCUUUAUGAUGUUUAUCAAUGGUGCCGAGCGAGAUGAGCUAGAGUGGAAGAAGAUUAUUUUUGAAGCUGGAUUUAGCUCUUACAAGAUCAUACCUGUUCUAGGUGUUCGAUCGAUUAUUGAGGUCUACCCAUAG
This is a messenger RNA of Miscanthus lutarioriparius, 1137 nucleotides long. NCBI's taxonomy places the organism in Eukaryota, Viridiplantae, Streptophyta, Magnoliopsida, Poales, Poaceae. The record is from the annotation of a GenBank genome assembly.